CUCCCUUCCUCCUCCUCCUCCUCCUCCUCCUCCUCCUCUCCCGUGUGUCUGUGUCGCCGGGUCUGCAGACAGACACUGAUCAGACAGACAGGGACACGGAUAUUAUUCUGGUUCCGGUUCUGCUCCACGGCGGUGGAAAAUAAUCGACCAUCCCCACGGAGCCAUGUCGUCCAAAUGCCCCAGAUGCGACAAGACGGUGUAUUUCGCUGAGAAAGUGUCAUCUCUGGGUAAGAACUGGCACCGUCCCUGUCUGCGCUGUGAGAGGUGCAGUAAAACUCUGGCUCCAGGAAGUCACGCUGAGCACGACGGUCAGCCUUACUGCCACAAACCCUGCUACGCUGUGCUGUUUGGACCCAAAGGUGUCAACACUGGGGGCGUGGGCAGCUACAUCUACGAUGACCCUGAAGGGGAAGUGCAGCCUUGAGCUGCUGGCCAUGACAACCUCCCUCCACCUCCACCUCCACCUCCACCUCCCCCUCCAAGUCCAACGAGGUCCACAUUUGAUUGUUAUGACUUUUCUUAUGAACAGAACUCGACCUUCAUUUUCAAAUCUGACCCAGAACAAUCUGAAAUGAGAUACGUAUAUGUCUGAUGUUUGACCACAGUCUUUGACAAAGUCCGACUUUGAUGGAAAUAACCUGGCAGACCCAGAAUAUGGUGCUGGGGAGGGGCCCAAAACAGCUGUCUUUAGACCCAUGACAAAGAAACCACAAAUGAUGGACGAGUUUUGUACUUGAACUCCCAAACUGAUGAACAAAUAUGAGGUGUCCAGUUUUAAUGGUGUAAAAACAGCAUGUGGCCACUUCAGAGUGGGCCACCUCAGGGUUGAAGGUUGUUUUCACUUAAACUUUUAACUUCUCAUGUCAACAAAGAGGCAAAAAGGUCCAAGUUGGGCUGUGAGAGGUGUAAAAGUAGUGGACGGGUUGGAUAUUUGGUCCUUAUUCUUAUUUUUGUACUUUGUUUAUGAAACACAUUUUACAUUUUUUGUACCUAUAAAACGCCUUUGGUUUUCUUUCGCCAAAUCCUUGUUAGCCUUUCACACAGUCAUUCUAAAAACCUGAUUGGUAAUUUGUGCACUUAAAACGAAGUAGAACAUAUAGUUCUAAUACACUCAUCUGUGUACUGUACUUCCAGCCACAGUACCAGGAACGUUCGGUUACAGGAACCAUUUGCAAAGAACUUUAAGUUUCCUUUCAGUGUCUGCAGCACUUCUUCAACACAACAUCUGGAACUUUUAGUGACAGGAACCAUUUUAACUCCUCCAACGUGUCGACCACCGCUGGUCAAAUAUCUACUUAUACUGAGUGUUGAACACCUAACCUGUGAUUCACUUCUGUGGAUUCAGAGAUGUCUAUUUGGACUAAAGUCGAUAAUUCAACAUCUGACUCCAGCCUUUUUCUAUUUUUAUUUCUUUCUUUUUUCUUUUGUUUGUCGCUGAUUUGUUUUGUUUCUGUUUUACUGCCUACGGUAAAACGUCACUGCGAGAUGCAUUAGACCACGCCCAUUACCGGAAUUAGAGCGCCUCGGGCGUAUAAAAUGUGUCAAGUUGCACACAGAGGAACCAUGUAAGAGGAAAAGGUCUCUACAAAAUAAUGGCACUGAAACGCGUAUCAUAGAAAUGAUUUAAAUACCGCAAAACAACUUUCUAAUGAUAAAGUUGGAUUUUUGUUGUUUCUUUUCGGGGGACAAAAAGCAUUUUUAUUAGUUCAUAUUCACCUGUCAUGCUUGUUUAAGGAACAUUUAAAAUAAUUUACAAGGUGAUUUCAUCAACGCUUUUACCGUCUUUAAUAAUAAAGAUAGUUCGCCAAA
Cynoglossus semilaevis (tongue sole) is the source of this 1809-nucleotide messenger RNA. RefSeq names its product cysteine-rich protein 2-like. The record is from RefSeq and is a predicted model, not a curated record. Lineage: Eukaryota; Metazoa; Chordata; Actinopteri; Pleuronectiformes; Cynoglossidae. The transcript is spliced from 4 exons. Gene Ontology annotation, biological process: intrinsic apoptotic signaling pathway in response to DNA damage; regulation of gene expression. Bases 164 to 424 code for a protein of 86 amino acids. Gene Ontology annotation, molecular function: zinc ion binding.